AGAUCUGCUUUUAUCAGGAGCAAAUGGCACACAGCUGACACUUUUAGCUGCUGCGGGAACCAAAGCAAAGUCGCCUAAAGGUCGUUGUGAUGACCAAUGCAGUAAGUGCUCUAAAAUUAGACUGAGAUUCAGUGGCAUGUCUGGAUUCAAUUACACUUAUUGUUCCUGCUUAAUACGGGUUUGCUUCCUACCAAAAAACCUCAUGAUUGGAUCAUUAAAGUCUCAGGCACAGGGUUUUUCAUUAUCUGCAAAAGGAAAACAAGGUAGUUUGUAAAUGUGGAGUCAUUAAGUACAGUCAUCAGAAUGGCAUGUUACUAUUAUAGUGUUAAAUUGUGAUGCUACUUGAGAUUAAAGUUAGAUCUGCAGAGACAGAGUUCCGCAUACAUGUCCUCCAGCAGUGUUUUUCUGAGCAUGAAGUUCAUGCAAAGACUAAAUUUAUUCCAUUUGAGAGCUUUAAGAGGCUCUGGCCUGAGGACUGGGGCAUGCAAAUAAAAGAAGUGAACAUGCUGUGGAUGAAAUGCAGCUGUCUAUGAAACCAAAUGUAGACUGGCAGCAGUAAAACAAAUGAAUAAAUCUGAGUAUCCUAAUGGGCUCCAGCAGCUGAUGUGAAGAAUGUAGGGAAUAAAGGCGAGUCAGCGAGGGAGGGAGGGAGCUUACAUGUUGGACUGGUGUCAGAUUGUUGUUGAGAAGAAUGGGGUCAGAGCAGCAGCAGCAGCUUUAACCAUGUCUCCACUUUUAGUCUGUGUUUGGGCAGAGGGAGGGGCUGCAGAGGGGAAAGGAGCAGAUGGGUUGUAUUUUUAUAAAACAUGUGCUCGUCCUGCACGUCUGACAGUGAUAAAGAAGGAACGUCCCACACAGGAGCUGCUGUGACUUUCAGUCAAAAGACAGCGAGGCAGACUCAGGGACACCAAAAAAGAAAUCUGUCAAAAUCACCAGAGGUGUCCUUGAGAAGACAAGUGGACCAGAGGAACAUGGAGCUGAAGACGGGAACGUCCUUGAAUGGCCUCGCGCAGGCAGGCGUCACCUUGGAGAAGUUGCACAACGUGGCGAAGGAGUUGACACUUCCAGGGAAGUUCCUCCUCAGAGUCCUGGAUGCUGCCCUGGAAUCUGGAACAAACCUGCUGGCCACAGUUUUGGGAAGUCAAGUGGUUAAAGGACAUUUUCACCUCAUGCUGUCUGUGCUGGUGCUGUUCGGGCCUGCACUCAGUCUCUGGGUGUCAAAGUUCAGCAUCUUUGCCAACAGCCACCAUUACCUGUACAGGAAGUUCCUGAGAUCCACCUGGGGUUGGACCUGGGUCUUCACCGCUUCCUUCAUCCUCCUCCUCUCCCUCUCGGCCCGACGCUCCCUCUCUCUUUCGCUCCGCCACCUCUCACGGUUAGGGGUGGUGGGUUUGCUCUGGUGGGGGUGCCAGCGUCUCCUCACCCUGCUGGAGGAUGCAACAGGGACCUGUUAUGAACCCAUGGCCCUCGCGCAGGGUGACGCCCAGAGCUCCGCGGGUGUACCGCUGCUGCUCCUCCACGAGGAGCAGACCAAGGCCUCCUGCCUCAGAGCCAACAUGAUGUGGAGGGGUUACGAAGUUUCGCAGGACGUCCUCAUCCUCUGCUUGUGCUGUCUGCUGCUGGUGGAGGAACUGUCAGUCUUUGGCGCUCACAUAUCUAAAGCGAAGCUCCAGCAGGAAUCACCGGGAGGCCCGUUGAGAUUUAUCUUCCUCCUGUGUGUAACUCUUCUCGCUGUGUGGAUGCUCCUGCUGCUGUGUUUGCUCGCACACUUUCCAAAGUUCCCCUCCCAGCAGCUGGGGGGAGCUUUGGGCUACCUGGGGUGGAAAGGACUUUACCAGUGUUGGUACAGACUCACACCGAAAUGGUGUUUUACUUGUUUGCCAGGAGACGAACUUGUAUCCUCUGUGGAUUCUGGCAAACUAAAGCACUAAACUCUGUGACCUGAGGACAGUGUGACCUUUAAAGCUCAAGAUGUUUGAAAAAACAUUCGAAAGGGCCGUUCAAUUUGCAAUCACUAGCACUAGACUACUUCCAUUUUUACACAAAGACUUAUGUGUUUAAAUAUGUUCAUGUAAACAUCCUUUUCAGCCAUAGAAUGUAGAUUAAAAUGGACAAAGUCCUACAGUUUGAAAAGUGGAGCCCAAAGAGUAGCAUAUGAUCCAACAGUGGGCAAACUCUGCUGUUUGAGUUACAGUCUGUAGAAAAACGAUCCUACUUCUCACUUGAUUUAUAAAUUCCAACAAGGAACAGGAGUUAAUGGAGGAGUUAAUGGUCUCACUCAUUUGUUACGGGUCUCCAACAGAACAUGAUGUCAGUUGUGUAAAUGAUGUUCCCAUUUAGAGGAACAUGCACAUAAAUAAAGCAAAGCACUUGUAAUUUGACACCAGUGUGAUUGACAGCUGGUAUCAUCCAAUAGGUGCCUGGUGUCACAUGACAUCUGUCGAUAUCUGGUUGUAAAAACUGACAUGACAGAGGUCAAAAGGUUUGUUUUGCGACCAGAAGACUACGUCUAUUUUUAUACACAGUCUAUGUUUACAACACGACAUCAGUCUGGUAAUACAAGGAUAAUAUGGAAGUUAUUUCAUUUCAGUACCUUUUUGGGAAAAAUUCACUCAAGCAGGAUUAACAGAAUCAUGUAGCUUUAUUUUGUAAUCUGAACCAAAACAUGCAUAAUAUGAGACGUUUUUGUGGAUCCGGGUGGGUGUUUUGUUACUUGAUGAGAGUGUCACACUAGACUCGCUGUAUCCAGCCUGAUGGCCUGUGUGUGUGGCAGUGAGCUGAUAUCAGCCUCAGUAGAUGAGUGCUUUCCCGUCUCCUCUGGGCUUCUUAAUCUUGUCAUAGUUCUUGUUAAUGAUGUCAAACAGCACAGCCUGAGGGGGACAAAAAAAGACAAAAGAAAAGGCAGAGACAGAGGGUGAAUGAGGGACAGAGAAAUAAAAGACAGCGGCUGCCAGAUUCAGAUGCCCCUGUAUAAUUGUGUGAAACAGCUCCUUUCAUCAUCACCUGCACCGCUGCGUUCAUUAACAGCAUCAAACACAGCAGGACAAUAUCCAGAGGACGGAGACAGACAGUGAUUAAUGUCCAGGAGACGGAGCGCGGAUCAGUUUAACACAAGCACAGCAAUUAGUUUAAUUACCAUCCCAUUAAGAAGAAAUAGAUUCCAUGUAUCCACCUCUCCUGCUGCUGGGACACAGCUGGAGUCUUUUACAGUGUGGUAGUGUUGAUAGUUUGGUAGAAAACGUGAAUGAUUAACACAGGUGAUACACAGGGUUUGAUAAAUGACUUUGGACACUAUUUAAAUCAAAUCUAAUUAUGUUUUUGUCCAUUUUCAGAUGUUUCUCUGCACAAACUAGGGAUCGUUCGCAAAUCAAACACUCAAUUUGAAACAUUUCUGUUCGCAAAUUGCAAAAGCUGUUAUUGAGAUCAGAUUUAUUCCCAAUAAGAUCAUUUGCUCCCUCAUCAUCCUCCUCUUCCUCACAUAUACUUCACACACUGGUAAAGUGAAAUUAGAUUAACAUGGAGAGAGAGAUACGGUGACUCACUUUAAUAGUACUUCAUACUUUAAUUUCGCAUUAUUAUUUUUUGGUAUUCAUUUCAUUUUCUUCACACUCCGGCAGAAUUCACAGUUUAAAAACCAUGGACGUAGACCAUUAAAUAUAUUUAAAUACAUCGUUAAUACAACAUUUUAGACAGAAACAGAAAAGACGCACAAAUUGUUGGAUUGAAUGUACAGGGUGACUUUUUGACUUUGUUCAUUUGUUAUGUAACCGUCCUUUCCCCCCCCCCCCCUCUUGUGUUGAGUUGUGUUUGAGUUGACUUUCUUUCGAGUUUAAAAGGAACGAAAAAGUUCCUCCCUUCAUCCUACUCCCUUUCAAACACUGACUGGUUAUGAUAUCAUUUAUUUUUAGAAAUGUUUCUGUUACUUUUUGUCAUUUUGCUGCCUAUAUAUUUUAUUUUGUUAUGUCAAUAUGUUGGAAUAAAUACUUAACUCUC
This is a messenger RNA of Solea solea (common sole), 3993 nucleotides long. Its product is annotated as fat storage-inducing transmembrane protein 1. The record is from RefSeq and is a predicted model, not a curated record. Gene Ontology annotation, cellular component: endoplasmic reticulum membrane. Bases 807 to 1931 code for a protein of 374 amino acids. NCBI's taxonomy places the organism in Eukaryota, Metazoa, Chordata, Actinopteri, Pleuronectiformes, Soleidae. The transcript has 2 exons. Gene Ontology annotation, biological process: phospholipid biosynthetic process; lipid droplet organization; lipid storage.